This is a messenger RNA of Cryptomeria japonica (Japanese cedar), 746 nucleotides long. RefSeq names its product nudix hydrolase 2-like. The transcript is spliced from 6 exons. NCBI's taxonomy places the organism in Eukaryota, Viridiplantae, Streptophyta, Pinopsida, Cupressales, Cupressaceae. Gene Ontology annotation, molecular function: NAD binding; ADP-ribose diphosphatase activity; NADH pyrophosphatase activity. The annotation marks the transcript as partial. The record is from RefSeq and is a predicted model, not a curated record.
UUCGUUUAUGCUUCAACGGUGUUUGGUGAAUUGCCUUCAUAUGUGAUGUUAGUGUAUUGGAUCCCUCAAUCUCCUCCUACCAUCCCUGAUAAUGCCUCACAUCAAGUGGGAAUUGCAGCUUUUGUAUUCAACGAGGAGGGACAGGUUCUAGUAGUUCAGGAAAAGUGUGGACCUUACAAAGAUUCUGGGUUGUGGAAGAUGCCAACAGGAAGGAUUAACCAGGGGGAAGGCAUUAAGGAAGGGGCCAUAAGAGAAGUUCACGAAGAAACAGGGAUUGAUGCAGAAUUCGUAGAAGUGGUUGGCUUCAGGGAUGGUCACAAUGCCCCUUUUGGAAAAUCGGAUAUGCUCUUCGUGUGUCUGUUGAGAUCCGUUUCUUCUAAUAUUGUGGUGCAAGAUACCGAAAUUUCUGCAGCCAAGUGGAUGGCGAUAGAAGAAUUUGCAUCUCAACCUAAAAAUCAGCAAAGCAAACUUUUAAAAGAUAUGAUCGGCGUGUGUGUUGCCAACGUCAACGGACGAUGUAAAGGAUUUUCAGGCAUUGGGAUAUCGUCUAACUCGCGCAAACCCUCUGCAUUCUACUGCAAUGCCCUCUAUUCUCAAUAAUUUAUCGGCAAACCGAAGAACAAAGCUAGAAUGGAUGCCAGGCACUCACUUUAAUACAUCCAUCCUAGUUAGGUCUAGAAAUUGCUUGCACGUUGCAUAAGGAGGUGCAACGAUUACCUCAGAGAAUAUUAUGUUUAACAUGUUAA